UAAAGUAUACGGGUUUGGGUCUUUGUCUAUUUUUUCUUAGAGUCUCAUGAGUUGUUUAAAAGAGUCAUUUCCUCCAAUGUUUUGUUUUAAGGAAGGAGAUAUUCUUGGAAAUUGUUAUACUGUAAUUGGAAUUCUUAAUCGUGGUUCUUAUGGGAUUGUUUUAUUAGCUCAGGAUUCUCAGAAUUGUCAGGUUGCGAUUAAGGUCCUUUCUCACUCUACUCAAGAAUAUAAGACGGAAUUUGAAAUAUUAUCGACUUUACCUCCUUCGGAAUAUAUUAUUUCAUAUAAGACUUCAUUUUCUGAAAAUGAAUAUCUUUUUAUUGUUCUCGAAUAUUAUCCUCUUGGAGAUUUGUAUGAGGCUAUUAUAUCUAAUAGAUUGCCGAAGGAUACGGAAGCUAUUCGUUCAUUUAUGCUUCAACUCGUGGAUGGUAUUUCGUUUCUUCAUAAAAAUGGUGUAUAUCAUCGAGAUCUUAAGCCUGAAAAUAUUUUGCUUUUUCACAAUCUGGAAAAUAAUUCUAUAUCAGUUAAGAUUGGUGAUUUUGGCUUAGCGACUACACAGAAGAUUGUUAAUGAUGUUGGUACUGGAAGUAAUCGAUACAUGGCACCAGAACAAUAUGAGGUUCCUGUCUUCCAUUCUCUCGGAGUAUAUCAUUAUGAUGCAUCUAAAGUAGAUAUAUGGGCUCUUGGGAUUUGUCUUUUAAAUAUUGUUUUUUCUAAAAACCCUUUUAAAGUACCUUCUGUCAGCGAUUUGAUUUUUUUGGAUUAUAUGAGAGAUCCUAUUUCUCUUUUUGAUGUUUUUCCGAAUAUGAGUGAGGAUAUGUUUAAGGUUCUUCAAUGUUCUUUAGUCUGUUCUCCAGAAAAACGCUCUUUAGAUGAAAUGAGAUCUGCUAUUGAAAAUUUGUUUGAAUGGACAAUUGACUCGCAAUAUGUUGAAGAAAACACUGCUGAAAAAAAAUUAUCAGUAUUUAAUUAUGAAAAUAUUUCUACUACUGAGCCUAGAAAGUCUUUGCGCUCACCAAGCAUUACAUCAUUUCCACAUCAUACCCCUUUUUCAUGGUCAAAGGCUCUUCAAUCUACUGAUGUGACUGAAAACAAGAAUAAUGAUAAUACUGGAAAUAGUAUGUUUUCAAAUGUUCCUGUAUUUCUGGCUCAUAAGCCUGAGGAAAAUGGUGUGGAAAAAGAAAAAAGGGAUCCUGCUGGCCCUUUGAAAUCUGGACUAGCUACAAGUAUUGAAUCAUACUUUCAUAUUAAUCAGACAGGGAUUAUGGAUGAUAAAAAGAUACCUAAAAGCUCUCUUGAUACCACUGCUAAUAUUAUAUUCCCGACAAGUGUUAAAGGAUCAAAGAGCCAUCUUUUAUUUGGUAAAAGUUGGGCUGAUGAUGAUGAUGAUGAUGAUGAUGAUGAUAGUUCAGACGACGAUGGAUCUGGUAUUUCUUUGUAUAAUCCUCCUCAGAAGUUAAAUUAUAAUACUGAUGAAUAUACUGAAAAUGUAACUGAAGCGUCGAAUAAAAAAGGCAAUGAUCUUUGUUUAUGGACGCUUACAUUGGAAGAUAAUAUUUUAUAUUUUUAAGUAAUGUGUUUAUUUCCUUGCUUCAUGAUUUUUGGAUGUAUCUAA
This is a messenger RNA of Pneumocystis carinii B80, 1615 nucleotides long. RefSeq lists its product as hypothetical. Gene Ontology annotation, cellular component: cytoplasm; nucleus. Gene Ontology annotation, molecular function: protein serine/threonine kinase activity; ATP binding. The record is from RefSeq and is a predicted model, not a curated record. The transcript has 2 exons. Bases 47 to 1570 code for a protein of 507 amino acids. Lineage: Eukaryota; Fungi; Ascomycota; Pneumocystomycetes; Pneumocystales; Pneumocystaceae. Gene Ontology annotation, biological process: protein phosphorylation; meiotic recombination checkpoint signaling.